CUGGAGGCGCAAAAGCACUCUCACUAGGGCAGCGACAGACUGCCGAAACCUGCAAAACUCCGGCAGACUUCUCCCUCCCCCACGGCCCCGGCCAGCGCAGCGGGGGCGGAGCCGGGGAAGCGCGUGCGCAAGAGCGAGACCCGCCCCCUGGCGAUGGGCGGGGCUGUGACGUCAGGGGCGCGCGUGGCUCCGGCUGCGCAGGAACAGCUGGUGGCUCGGAAGGCGGCCGGCAAGCGAACGCGCUUGGGCUGUAGGCGACCGCCGCGCGGGGCUGCGGGAGCCGCCGCCCCCUCGCGCCGCCGCACCAUGUCCGGCCAGCUGGAGCGUUGCGAGCGCGAGUGGCACGAGCUGGAAGGAGAAUUUCAGGAACUGCAGGAAACUCACAGGGUCUACAGGCAGAAGCUGGAGGAGCUGACUGCACUCCAGACUCUGUGUAGCAGCUGCAUCAACAAGCAGAAGACACGACUAAAAGACCUGAAGCACACACUCCAGAGGUACAAGCGCCAUGCCAGCCGGGAGGAAGCAGAGCUUGUUCAGCAGAUGGGUGCCAACAUCAAGGAGAGGCAGAACAUCUUCUUUGACAUGGAGGCCUACCUGCCCAAGAAGAACGGGCUCUACUUAAAUCUGGUCCUCGGCAAUGUGAACGUGACCCUUCUCAGCAACCAGGCCAAAUUUGCCUACAAGGAUGAGUACGAGAAGUUUAAACUCUACCUGACCAUCAUCCUGCUCCUGGGUGCUGUGGCGUGUCGAUUUGUCCUUCAUUACAGGGUGACAGAUGAAGUCUUCAACUUCCUGCUGGUAUGGUAUUACUGCACCCUGACAAUUCGGGAGAGCAUUCUCAUCAGCAAUGGCUCAAGAAUUAAAGGCUGGUGGGUUUCUCACCACUACGUGUCCACGUUCCUUUCUGGAGUGAUGCUGACCUGGCCCAAUGGACUAAUUUACCAGAAGUUUCGUGAUCAGUUUUUAGCAUUUUCCAUAUUUCAGAGCUGUGUCCAGUUCCUGCAGUAUUAUUACCAGAGGGGCUGCCUUUACCGGCUGCGGGCCCUGGGGGAGAGGAAUCAUCUGGACCUCACGAAGGAUUCCAGUCCUGGAUGUGGCGGGGCCUCACCUUCCUCCUGCCUUUCCUGUUCUGUGGCCACUUCUGGCAGCUCUACAAUGCUCUCACGUUGUUUGAGCUUUCCAGCCAUGAGGAAUGCAGAGAAUGGCAGGUGUUCGUGCUGGCGCUCACAUUCCUCGUCCUCUUCCUCGGCAAUUUCCUGACCACACUCAAAGUCGUGCACACCAAACUCCAGAAGAACAGAAACAAGGCGAAGAAGCCGUGAGCCCUGGGACCCCUCGAGCCCUUGAGACUGCAGGGGAAUUCCAGCCAGCACCUUCGCUGCCUGUUUCCUCCCAACACCUGGGGUCAGAGGCCAGUGAGAGCAGCCACCUCAGGGCCCAGGGGCAUCGCUGGGACCCGUUGGACAAGAGGAAUGUGACCCCAGACUGUCCUCGCAGUGUUAGCCUGCCCCAGCCUCCCUAUUUAUGACAAUAUUUAAUAUGGGGUCCUCUGGACUUCCCUAGCACCCUGCCUUCCCCCUGUGCCCUCUUGGCCAAGACUGGGUUAGUCUUCCUGUUGGGUGGGCCUAAAGCCUCAGGGAGCCCCUCUCGCCUGCUUCUGUCAUUUGAGCCCCUCUGGUUGGGGCUUGGAUGUGCCUCACUGGGUCUGGAGUUAUGCUGACCUGCGACUUACUGAGACCUAGGUAGGGGUGGAAGGAAAUCCCUCAGCAUCCUGUGGAGCCUCCUUCCCCGGCCCACCUUCUGCUGUAAGCCUCACUGUCUCCCCACCUCCGAGCUUCUGCCCUGGGGAUAUUUAAGUUCUCAGAGAACUA
This is a messenger RNA of Manis pentadactyla (Chinese pangolin), 1871 nucleotides long. It is a transcript of the gene TMEM120B, whose product is annotated as transmembrane protein 120B. The transcript has 12 exons. NCBI's taxonomy places the organism in Eukaryota, Metazoa, Chordata, Mammalia, Pholidota, Manidae. Bases 154 to 1260 code for a protein of 368 amino acids. The record is from RefSeq and is a predicted model, not a curated record. Gene Ontology annotation, biological process: fat cell differentiation. Gene Ontology annotation, cellular component: nuclear inner membrane.